UUUAUUUUGAAAACAUCAUUGCCACGUCCUCUAUUGUCAUUUAAUAGCUUUAAACAUGCUGAUUGCGUUUACUAAGCUGUUCACUGACAAAUUUUAAUUAUUUAUAGUUAUUUAUGUUCGACAAGAGGGAUAAAAAAAGAAUCGAGGAUAUUCGUUACUUUUUACGAGUCAUUGUCCUUUUAUUUCACGAAGUUGUAUCUAGCUUCACGCGUGUGUAUAUGUAAACAUGGACAGGCCGGACGCCACAUUUACUCUGGCUUAUAUAGUAUUUGUCUUGUGUUUUGUUUUUACGCCGAAUGAGUUUCGUUCGGCUGGUUUGACGGUGCAGCACAUGUUCUCAGAGUGGCUGGGCAGUGAAGACAUCAGCUUCAUUCAGCACCACAUCAGACGAACAACACUCACUGUGCUCUUCCACAGCUUCUUGCCGCUUGGAUACUACAUAGGAAUGUGUUUUGCUGCUCCAGAACAGAAUCUCAUGUACAUCCAUCAUGCAAAUCAGGGAUGGCAAGUAUACUUUGGGUUGUCACUGGCCAUCCAGCUUUUGAGUUGUGCACUUGCUUUCUAUUGGUCCAGACGUGGAUGGGCGAAUCAUCCGAUAUGUCAGGCGCUCAACACACAUGCCUUACCACACUCCAGCUGGAGGGCUGUCGCCUCAUCCAUCAACACAGAGUUUCGCCGCAUCGAUAAAUUUGCUUCCGGUUCUCCUAGCGCGAGAGUGAUUGUGACUGAUACUUGGGUGAUGAAGGUCACGACGUACUCCUUGCAUGUUGCCUUGCAUCAGGACUGUCAUCUGACUGUCACAGACUCCAAGCAUCACAGCCUGUCGGCUGAAUUGAACACGCCGGUGCAAAUUGUCACCAUUACUGUUGCCAGUAUCAAUCCCAGAGUCAAGCCUUUUGACAUAAGGCUGAAAUCCACCGAAUAUGUUGAGCUGCAAGAGAAACUGCACGCACCCAUCAGAAACGCCGCCAAUGUUGUCAUCCAUUUGACAAUGAGUGAGCUCUUUUUGGAGACGUUUAAGUCAUAUGUGAGGUUGAAUGAAGACUACAGGUGUCCAAGUGGCCAGGAACUUGAACCAUGUAUUGGAUGUAUGCAAGUCAAUGCCAACGUAAAGCUUCUGCGACUGUGCCAGGGAGACCGUGAAGGCGAAUGCCAGCAGUGCUACUGUCGCCCCAUGUGGUGCCUCACAUGUAUGGGCAAAUGGUUUGCCAGUCGACAGGACCAGCAGCAGCCGGAGACAUGGCUAAGCAGCAGGGUACCAUGUCCCACUUGCAGGGCCAAGUUCUGCAUUUUGGAUGUUUGUCCAAUUAAUUGAGGAUUGACAUUAAUUCAGUUCAGUCUUUUCACGUCUGUAGGCCUUUACGACACUGAACCUGGUAUUUCUGAGCACUUCUGUUUGCUUUUUCAAAACCUUUGUGCCUCCCAAGCUACAAUCAUAUCCAAUGACAGUGAAUCUCGUGACCAGGAAAAGCCAGAAGAAACAAUACAUUUGAUUUUGCUUAAGCAUAGUUUAAAAAAAGAAAAGAAAAAAAUCUAUAUUUUUCCACUGUUAUGCAGAUUUGCCCUUCAUUUAUCAUUGCGGUAUUGCAAAAAUAUUCUUAUUACUGUAUGGGCAAAAUUUUGUGAAUGUAUGUAUAUACCAUCAUAUUUGUUGCAAUGGUUUUACAGUUCAUUUGUUUCUUUUGGAGGGAAUGUGCCUAAAGUCAUGAAGGUGCUGUCAUAGUGCAAAGGAUCUUAAUGGCAGGACUCAAUACCAAGGAUGGCAUGCUGACCUGGGGUCAGUGUGAAAGAGUGUCAGGCCUCUUGCAAACUCAAGCUUAAACAUGUAAUGUUACAAAGAUAAUGUUUUCUAGACAUAGAUGGGAUUUUGUUAAAAAAAAGUCACAUUACAGCUGUAUAAUUUAUAUUUUGUUGAACUUUUUUGUGUGAAGAAUUUAAUUAGAAUUAAAAAUAUUUCUAGUAUGAAAAAAAUUAAUUAAAAAUGACCAUAGCUGGUAAUUUUUUGACAUGAAAUAUGAGCUAGAUGCUUUUUGUGAGAUUCAUGGGCCUCAUUUAUAAAGCGUGCGUACGCGCAGAUAAGAGUGUGUGUACGCAUAAAUCCACGCCAACGCUCAUAUUUAUAAAAACGGUCUUUGACGUAGAAAGGUGCUUAGCGCCAUAUAAGGGUCUGAGCAGACCUAAGCACCUUUCCUUGUCAGUGUAAUCAGGUUUCUAAUCUAAGCUAUUCUUGCAGCUCGGCAUUCUAAAUUAAAGGAUUCAUGACUGGUGUUUUUUUUUUAUUUAAAAAAAAAAAAAAAAAAAAAAAAUGUAAAUAACGUUUAUUAGAUGUCGUCUAAGGCAGAAACCAUUCAGCUGUACACUUCAAAAUCAUUUGUGAUAUACAGAUUUCACAAUUGUCAUCUGAAAGAGAGGCAUGCAUGCAUUUUCUGUGUGUAAGUUCAUUCUAUGAAUCACGUGCACAUUUGAGAAAUGAUCGCAAGAUCAAAUGUAAGACAGUUUCUACGCAAUAUUUUACAAAAUAAAGCCCACUAUUUUUAUAGCGGAUUACAAAAAUUUAUAGAAACAGCAUACAAAAUGUUCACAUAAUUUGAUCAGAUGCACUUGGCCUUACAUCAAACUUUCAUAAAUGGAGAAACUUCAUGUUGCUUCAUUCUUGUAAUAAAGUCUAAUAUAUCUGACCAGGACAACAA
Messenger RNA from Megalobrama amblycephala (Wuchang bream), 2690 nucleotides. It is a transcript of the gene tmem129, whose product is annotated as transmembrane protein 129, E3 ubiquitin protein ligase. The transcript is spliced from 4 exons. Gene Ontology annotation, molecular function: ubiquitin protein ligase activity. Gene Ontology annotation, biological process: protein ubiquitination. Lineage: Eukaryota; Metazoa; Chordata; Actinopteri; Cypriniformes; Xenocyprididae. The coding region runs from base 227 to 1315 and encodes 362 amino acids. Gene Ontology annotation, cellular component: endoplasmic reticulum; membrane. The record is from RefSeq and is a predicted model, not a curated record.